Selaginella moellendorffii is the source of this 1349-nucleotide messenger RNA. RefSeq lists its product as uncharacterized. The record is from RefSeq and is a predicted model, not a curated record. The transcript is spliced from 4 exons. Bases 436 to 864 code for a protein of 142 amino acids. Lineage: Eukaryota; Viridiplantae; Streptophyta; Lycopodiopsida; Selaginellales; Selaginellaceae.
GCAUUGAAGCAAUGCGGUAGGACAAGCUCGGGUGUGGAAUUCUCUGACUAGCAAGUCCUCGCUGAAGCUCCGCGACAAGAUAAUCUCCCCUCCGCUACAGGAACGCUCUCCUCCUUCCCAAAUCCCUAUCAAUCGCUCGAUCGGUCCAGAAUUUCGACGUCGUCGUGUGGAAUGCCUUGCUGUUGGGGAAUCGUUCUCGAGCUCAUUUCGGCGAUGACUGAUGCUCGAAUGGUUUUUGACAGAAUGGAGCCGUUUGAGGAGAUUUCGUAGCGGAUGCUUUAAGGGACGGGACUAGACAUCCAUGCAAAGGCACUGCUCGGACAAGCUCGAAAGGACCUCGAUACUACAUGGAUGGUCGCAGGCUGUUCGAGAGGACUUCUGUCCACGAUGAUGUUGUGAUGUGGAACGUUGAGCAUGGUUUGAUCUGCUCGUCAGAUGCUAGAACGAUGCACUUGUCCCUCGGAAAAGAAGAAGGCAAGGGAAGACCCUCAAGCUCGAGAGCAAGCGGCGAAGCGUGGCUAUGGCUCGGACCUUUUCGUGGUAUGGAGCUUGAAAACCGCAGGAGAUGAAGGCCGUGGAACUACGAUGGUGCCGAACAAGUCGAAAGCCUGCGGGAGGCGGCGGAAGAGGAGGGCGAGGAUGUUGAUGGAAAUGUCGUUCUCGUUGAAGCAAGGAGUUGCCAUUCACUCAAAAGCCGAAGAGCAAGGGUUUCCUUUGGACCUCCUUGUGAUGAACGCGCGGUGGAAAUGUACUCGACCAUGGUGGAUGCAUGGUAACACUUUGAUGUUGGGCGUGACGGCCCGAUUCUGGAACUUUUGUGGCUGCUCUCAAUGCUUCUGCGAAUCUGGUAGCGCUGCAAAGUGAACGGAAACUUCACGGAGAAAUCUGUCGCUGUUCCAUGAGAUCGUUGCAAAUUCUCUGGUGGAUGUUUACGGCAAGUGUGGAAGCAUGUCUCAAGCUCACCAGGUAUUUGAUUCCAUUCCUAGACCGGAUACGCGUUCCUAGCAGGUUGAAGCACCGAGCUCGUGUUUUCUCAGUUUUAAAGGUUGGAAGACAAGGGCCGCCUCAAAACCAACGUGGUGAUCAGUACGAGAUCGAUCCAGUGCUCCAGAGCAUACCGGUUCUCUGGGCCGUGGGAAUCAGGUUGGAAGAAGCGAUGAAGAUCGUGGAGACGAUGCCGUUCUCACAAAAUGGAGGACAGUGGAGCAGCGAUCGAUUGACUUUGAUUAGCUGGAGUAACAAGGCAAGAUCUUGUGUUGAAUUUUGAUAAGAUCUUGUAUUCUUUGGUUGUGUUCUUAUUAACUUCACAGCUGUUACUGAGACAAGAAUGUCCCUGGAUAUAUGCUAUA